Messenger RNA from Capsella rubella, 1750 nucleotides. RefSeq names its product probable pectinesterase/pectinesterase inhibitor 54. NCBI's taxonomy places the organism in Eukaryota, Viridiplantae, Streptophyta, Magnoliopsida, Brassicales, Brassicaceae. The record is from RefSeq and is a predicted model, not a curated record. The coding region runs from base 42 to 1655 and encodes 537 amino acids. Gene Ontology annotation, molecular function: pectinesterase inhibitor activity; pectinesterase activity. The transcript is spliced from 3 exons. Gene Ontology annotation, biological process: cell wall modification.
CAAGAAAAUAAAUAAAACAUUUUUUUGUUAACUUUAAAGUAAUGUGUAUUGUAGAUAUGGCUCUGUUUUGGGUAUUAUUGGUCAAUGCACUUCUCCUCGUUGAUGCCUCAUCAAGAGAUAUGCCAUUUGCUUACCAAAAUGAUUUGCAAAGGCAUUGUAGCUCCACAACGUACACUUCUCUUUGUGUCCAAAACUUACGAGAGUUUCGACAUGGGUCUCUUCAAGGUCUCGACUUUGUGUCUUUCCUUGUUAACAAGACUAUUUCUCACUCCAAUAUGCUAACUCCUCCUCUUUCCUCUUCUAUGAGUUCAUCCGAACUCGUUUCUCUGGAAGUUUCCGAUGAUACGUUGCCUUCAACUUCGGUCUCAGAUUAUUGUGAACGGCUCAUAAAGAUGUCCACAAGACGACUUGGACAAGUCAUGGAAGCUCUCAACAGCUCCUCUAGAAAGCGUCACAGCAAACACGACGUCCAAACAUGGCUCUCGGCCGCCAUGACAUUCCAACAAGCUUGCAAAGAUUCCAUCCUUGACUCCGGUGACUCCUCUUCCUCCUCCAUCAGCCGUAUGACACAGAAGAUGGAUCACCUCUCUCGGCUUGUCAGCAACUCCUUGGCCCUCGUCGACACAAUCAUGGAGAAUCCAAAGCCGGAGACAAAGUCAACAGUUCUUCCCAGAUGGGUCACUGCCGGAGAACGGAGACUUCUAGUGGGUAGAGAAAGAGCACACGUGGUAGUCGCCAAAGACGGAUCCGGAGAUUACCGGACCGUGAUGGAGGCCGUGACGGCUGCGCAUGGACAUGGCAGGUUCAUUAUUUACGUGAAAAGAGGGGUUUAUAAAGAGAAAGUAAGUAUCCAUAAACAUGAGAUUACUUUGAUCGGAGAAGGCAAAGACCAGACGGUGAUUGUCGGCGGCGAUAGUUACGCCGGAGGAACUUCAGUGCCGGACACCGCUACAAUGACCGUUACGGGUGACGGAUUCAUCGCACGAGACAUCGGAAUAAAGAACAAUGCAGGGCCUAGAGGACAACAAGCCAUAGCAUUGAGCAUCACAUCAGACCAGUCAGUGUUAUACCGAUGUAGCAUCUCCGGUUAUCAAGACACACUCUAUGCAGCUGCCCUACGUCAGUUCUAUAGAGAAUGCGAUAUAUACGGAACCAUAGAUUUCAUAUUCGGAAACGCUGCUGCGGUUUUCCAAAGCUGCAACAUAUUCUUGCGUCGCCCUUACGGUGUCAAGGCCUAUAACGUUAUUCUCGCUAACGGGAGGACGGACCAGCGUCAAAACAGCGGAUUCGCGCUUCAUAGUUGUAGGAUCAGGACGGAUACAGAUCUUUCUCCCGUGAAACAUAGGUAUAGCUCAUACUUAGGACGGCCGUGGAAGAUGUAUUCAAGGGCUGUAGUGAUGGAGUCGUAUAUUGACGACGCGAUAGCCGAGGAAGGAUGGGCCGGGUGGUUAAACUCUGGAGACGAGGUACUAAAGACAUUGUACUUUGGAGAGUUCAAGAACUAUGGUCCUAAAGCUAGAGUUUCCAAGAGAGUAACGUGGUCAGGGUUUCACUUGAUUGGGUUUGAAGAGGCAAGUUAUUUUAGCGUUGGUAAAUUCAUUGAUGGUGUUAACUGGUUGCCCACUACGGGAGUUAGUUUCACUUCUGGGAUUUAAUUAGCGGAAAAAAAAAAAAAAGACGUGACGAAUGUUCUAAAAGAUUAACAUCGAAUGGUAAGUUCAAUUUUACAUGGUCAUGAUAUUUGGUACAA